Molecule: messenger RNA, 753 nt
Organism: Aspergillus tanneri
Lineage: Eukaryota; Fungi; Ascomycota; Eurotiomycetes; Eurotiales; Aspergillaceae
Exons: 2
Coding region: 1-753 (250 amino acids)
Source: RefSeq, a predicted model, not a curated record
AUGGCACGCGUUGUACGACGAUCCCACCCAAAGCGCCGUGGGAUGGAGCUUUUGCGCGAUCAGCGAACAUCAUGGCCGGUCGACGGCCCCCAGUGGAUUAUGGAGCGGAUCCGGACCGAGCCGGACAUGCAGUAUUUGCAGCGUGUGGCGCGAUUUAAGGAGAAAUUGGCCGUGUUAGUGCAUGUGGUCGGCGGGCAGCCCGGCCGGGCCCCGGAGCUGUUGAGCUUGCAGCAUGUCAACACCGAGACCAACCAGCGGCGCAAUGUAUUUAUCAAGGACGGCAUGGUAACAUUGGUGUCGGCAUAUCACAAGGGAUUUUAUGCCAGCAACGAUGUCAAGGUCGUCAGUCGAUAUAUCCCGCGGGAAGUGGGCGAGUUAAUUAUAUGGUAUUUGUGGUUGGUAUUGCCAUUUGCCCAGCAAUUGGAGGUGUGGUAUCAGCGCCGGCUCGACGAAUCGUCCAUUCCCCACCGGUAUCCACAGCACCGUCCAUUCCCCACCGGCAUCCACAGCGCCGUCCGUUCCCCACCGGUAUCCACAGCACCGUCCGGGCCCCCACCGGCAUCCACAGCACCGUCCGGGCCCCCACCAGCAUCCACGUCGCCGUCCAUUUGGGGCCCCGAUCCCGGCACGCAGCGGGCAUGGACGUCCGAACGGUUCCGUGAGGUGUUAAAGCGUGAGACCAAGAUGCGGUUGCAUUACGCAGUCAACAUCCAGGCAUAUCGCGAGAUUGCUAUCGGGAUUAGCUGGUGGUAG